Molecule: messenger RNA, 3193 nt
Organism: Anoplopoma fimbria (sablefish)
Lineage: Eukaryota; Metazoa; Chordata; Actinopteri; Perciformes; Anoplopomatidae
Gene: coasy
Product: CoA synthase
Exons: 10
Coding region: 163-1866 (567 amino acids)
Biological process (GO): coenzyme A biosynthetic process
Molecular function (GO): pantetheine-phosphate adenylyltransferase activity; ATP binding; dephospho-CoA kinase activity
Source: RefSeq, a predicted model, not a curated record
UUUCAGCGGUGGGCUGUGCUUACAGGAGUGGACUAAACAAGACAGCUCUUGGUGGAAGAUUACCAGGAACACGAGUUAUUCAGUAGCUUGUUGACCCGCUCUAUAACAGUGUCCCGGCGGAUACUGUGACGACUGCGUUUCCCUGUGAUAUCAGCCAGUAACAUGUCCAUGUUCAGCACGGGCAUCCUUGUGCUGACGUCUCCUCUCCACACCCUCCCCUUACGCAUCGCUCCAGUGCUCAGCUCAGCUGCUCAGCUCGUGGAGCGCACACUGUACGUCCACCUCCACCCCGGGCUGAACCUGGGAAGUGGGAGCCAGCCUCGACCUGUUUUCAUUCCACCAGUAGUGGACCUGUCUACGGUCAUUUCCCGCCUUUACAGCAACGCAGCUGACGUAUGCGGGCACCUGGAUGUCCGUGUUUUGCUGACCAAUGUUCGUUCUCAGUCAGCUGCCGGCAGCGGGACUGCGAUCCCAAACUGCCCCUUCCCUACACCACAAUCUCUGUCUCACUGCCCGGAGGUGGUGCUGACAGACUUUCCUCUGCAGGACCCAGGUCAGUCCCAUCAGGUUAAGCAGUGUCUGCAGAGGUACACAGGCCACUGCUACGUAUGUAGCCCCAGCUUGCCCUCCGAGCUGCUUCACCCACAGAUGAUGAGGAUGCAGGAGAUGGAGGAAGGGCUGAAAGAGCCUGAAGAGCAGGCAGAACCCUUGCAGUCCUACAGUGACGUGGUGGUAGGGGGGACAUUCGACCGGCUCCAUGGGGCCCACAGGACGCUGCUCAACAUCUCGUGCCUGCUAGCCAACAGGAGGUUCCUUAUUGGUGUGUGCGAUCAAGCAAUGCUGAAAAAUAAAAUGCUAAAGGAGCUGGUUGAGCCCUACUCUCUGCGGACCCAGAGACUACAGGAGUUCCUGCGAGACGUCAAACCCUCGCUGCAGGUGGAGAUCGUGCCCCUUGAUGACCCCUAUGGAGUUUCUGUGGUUGACCCCUUGCUGCAGUGCAUUGUGGUCAGCGAGGAGACCAGAAGGGGAGGCGAGGCUGUCAACAAGAAACGCAUUGAGAACGGCCUUCCUCCUCUCAUCCUCCACGAGAUCCAGUUGCUUAAAGAUGCCCACCACACUGAGACAGAGGAGGAGAAGAUCAGCUCCUCCAGUCUACGCUCUCGUCUGCUGGGCACCCUUCUUACCCCACCUAAAAACACAUCCCAUCUCGCUCCACUCCCGUACGUGAUUGGCCUGACAGGAGGCAGCGGCAGUGGGAAGAGCUCCAUCGCCAGGCAGCUGGAGGCUUUGGGUGCCGUCCGGAUCGACUGCGACAAGCUGGGCCAUGAGGUGUACCAGCCCGGCACUGCAGCCCAUCACAGGGUGCUCGAAGAGUUCGGGUCAGAUCUUCUGAACGAAGAUAAAACCAUCAACAGACGUGCAUUAGGAAGAAAGGUUUUUGGAAACCAGGAGCGGUUAAAAGCCCUAACAGACAUUGUAUGGCCUGAGAUCGCACUUCUGGUGAAGAGCAGAAUCAGCCAAGCCAGAGAGGAAGGUAAGCAGGUUUGCGUGUUGGAUGCGGCCGUUCUUCAGGAGGCCGGCUGGACAGACAUGGUCCACGAGGUCUGGGUAACAGUCAUCCCUGAGGAGGAGGCGGUGUUACGGAUAUCGGAGCGAGACGGUUUGACCGCAGAAGAUGCCCUGCGUCGGCUGCGGAGCCAGUGGUCCAACAGCCAGCAAUUAGCGCACGCCAACGUAGUGCUCAGCACGCUGUGGGAGCCAGAGGUCACUCGGAAACAGGUACUGAAAGCGUGGAAUCUCCUUCAGAAGAGAAUACAACAGAGGCAAGAAGGACACGUGUUGGUCACUACAUCAUCUCAGCAGUGACCUGUGCGUCCAGAACGAGCAUGUAUCAAGACUGGGGACGUGUGUGUGUGUGUGUGUGUGUGUGUGUGCACACAAAUGACUGAUCCAUUAAAGGAAAUGCUGCCUUAGAAAGAAGUGAGCGGUUUCUGUGCCAGUGCAGCCCAACAAGCUCUCUCACUUCUUUGACCAAAACUCAGUGCCUAAUUGAGUUUCCACAAGUUUUUAAACUAGUUAUAUUUUUAAGAUGCUGAAAGAAUGGAUGGCUGAGGAACUUUGUAAAUUUUCCCAAACAAAAUGAUUUUGGAAUGCUGGAAUUCAUGUUUGGGAUAAAUAAAAUGUAAUCAAAUCAUAAGAAUUGAAGAUGUUUUCAUCCAGAGAUUUGUUUGUGAAUGGCAUUCCUUUAAAUAGGUACUGUUGCUUAAACGAUAUGCCCAACAUUCAGCGAGAUCAUUUCACGUCUAAUAUUGUGGGUAGCCAGUCAGCUGAUGACACUUGACAAGUUCUGUCCUCUUUUCUUUUUGUCCUCUACGUUUAACUAACAUGAAUGUACCCUAAAAAGCAACUAAUGGUGAGAGGAAAAGGAAGGUACCAUAUUGAAAGAUUGCACUAGUUACCGCUGUUAAAACCAUAAUUAAAUGUUGUGUUCCUCUUUACGGUUGGGAGAAUAUGUUAACAAACUUUAUCAUUAUCUUAUGAGGAAUUAUAAAUCAUCAAACAACCUACAUUAUAUUUAUAUUAUGUGCAAUAGAUAAGGAUAUUUUGUAAUAUUAUAAGUGUAGUUGACACAUUCAAAUACACUAGGCACUGAAAAAUAUUAACUUAGUCAAACUGUACAUUGACUAAUAAAGGAAAAUGCAUCCAAGACGUGAAUCAAGCUGACGUGAAAAAUAUUUAAUAUCUUUGAGACUUUAAUCUAUAAAGGAAAUCUGUUUAAAAUCUUGAAUUGAAAUCUAAGAACGAGCUCACCUGAAUAUUCAAAUAUACACGUCUGACAUACCUGAAAAAGCCAUAAGGUACAGCAAAGUGAAAACUAAAAUCAUGAUGCGUUUAGCUCGUGGUAAAUUUCAUGUCCUAUCCUACAUUGAAAUUAUUAACCAAUGUUUACACAAUGAGAAAAAUAUACUACUUCUUUGCCUUACCCAUACUUUCAUAUUAUAAGGAUCGUCCAGUGAAGUGACAUUUGGUCAUACAGUUGGUGAGAACUUUCAAGCAUCUUUGAUUUCACUGUCUUGCAUGUCAUCUGGAAAUUCAGUGGAAUUAUCAAAUAAAAUGGCGUAACAUUAAAUGAAAUGAGUGAUCUCUGCUUUUUCUUAUGCAUUUAAUUUUUGCUAUUUAUUUUCAGUUAAUG